GAGAGCCAUUGAGAAGCUAAUUGAUGAGAAAGCAAUUGUAAUACAUGACGAAGAGGCUCCGAAUGUCACCAACAACCCACUUCCUGCUCACAACAAUGCUCAUGUUAUUGGGAUGAUCUGUGACGAUAAGGAAUACAAGCAAACAGGCAAAACAAUAAUGGAAAUUGACACCUUAAAAGAAGGGUUGGGUAUGGCGACAAAGUCUGCACAAGAAGCACCGUUGUGUGUAAAAGGUGCAAGUUCUAAUGCGAAUCUCAAAGGCUCGGGGAAGUUGAUAUUGUAUGUUCCUGGAGCCACAAAGAAAAAAGAGACAUUAGUAACUGGACCAAAAUUAUAUGUUCCUAGUGGUUUUCCCAGGUUUGGUCAAAACCAAAAUGGUUUAGGAAAGAUGACAGAACCAAUUGUGAUAAAGCACACGACACAAAUUCCAGUGACAAACAUGAAAACUGUCCCAUGGAACUAUAACAAAACCACUGUGACUUACAAGGGCAAGGAGAUUGUUGAAGAAAUAGAUGAAACCGGUGGCUUAACGCGUUCUGGAAGGUGUUAUGCUCCAGAGGAAUUAAGGAGAGCCAAACAAGCCAGGGAUAGCCAAUUUUCGGUGAAAAAACCUAUCACUGAAGAAGAAGCUGAAGAGUUCAUGAAGAAGAUGAAAGUUCAGGAUUACUCUAUUGUUGAUCAGUUGAGAAAAACUCCUGCUCAGAUUUCAUUGCUAUCUUUGCUCAUACAUUCUAAAGAGCACUGUCAAGCAUUGAUUAGAAUUCUGAAUGAGGCACAUGUUUCGGACAAAACAACUGUAAGUCACCUGGAAAAGAUGGCCAAUAGAAUAUUUGAGGUGAAUAGAAUCACUUUCACCGACGAUGAGUUGCCUGUGGAAGGAGCUGGACAUAAUAAGGCUUUGCAUUUAACUGUCAAAUGUGAAGAACAUUAUGUGAAAAGAGUCAUGAUUGACGGAGGCUCGGGUGUGGACAUUUGCCCCCUUUCUACUUUGCAGAGUUUGAAAAUUAGCACAGAUAGAAUUCGUACUAACAAUGUGUGUGUUCGAGCUUUCGAUGGCGCAAAAAGAGACACCAUUGGUGAGAUUGAUCUUACUUUAAAAAUUGGACCUGUUGAUUUUGGGAUCACAUUCCAAGUUAUAGACAUGGACACUUCCUACAACUUGCUUUUAGGAAGGCCAUGGAUCCAUGCGAUAGCGGUGCCAUCUACUUUACACCAAGUGGUCAAGUUUGAAUAUGAGAAACAAGAAAUUAUUGUUCAUGGUGAAGAUGAUCUUUCAAUAUAUAGAGACCCUUCUGUCCCAUAUGUCGAGGCCAAGGAAGGUUGUGAAUCCCUCGUAUUUCAGACCUUUGAAAUAGUGGCAGCUGAUCAGUUUAUGGAAGGGAAGCCUAUCUUAGAGCCUCGUCUAUCCUCUACUUCAAUCAUGGUGGCUACACAAAUGCUGCAAAAUGGUUAUGAGCCAGGAAAGGGUUUGGGGGUGUCAUUGCAAGGAAUUGUUGACCCUAUCUCUCCAUUUGGUAAUCAAGAUACUUUUGGUUUGGGUUUUAGGCCAACUAAUGCUGACAGAAAAUGGGCAAAAGAGGAGAAAAAUAAGGUUUGGAAAUUGCCAAAGCCCGUUCCCCACAUUGCCAAGUCCUUUACUAGGUCACGUUUUGAAGAGAGUAAAGACGUGUCUGUCCAAGAUGACGUGGCCGAAAUAUGUCAAGGUCUCAAAGAAAUGUUCUAUGGAGUAAACAUGGUUCAGAUUGGUGAAGGCACUAGUCAUGCAGAUGUGCAACGUAUUGGCCCAGAAGUCAAGCUCGCCAACUGGGAAGCUACUCCUCUCCCCACAAAGAAGGAGUCUUGUUUCGUUAACGCCGGCUUUAAUAACAUGACAUGCAUGCGGAAUUCACGUCCAGAUCUUAAAGAGCUGUCUAAUCUUGAAAUAAUGAAUCAAGAGGUUGAUGAAUAUGAUGAAGAAGAGGCUUUUGAAGAAGAUGACAUAAUCCAGGUUUUGUUUGAAUAUAAAGAUGUGUUUGCUUGGUCUUAUGAUGACAUCGGGUUUGAGCGUUGAUCGGUAGUGCACAAACUUCCUACAUACCCCGAUUUUCCACCAGUCCAACAAAAGCAGAGAAAAUUUAAGAAAGAGGUGAGUGAUAAGAUUAAAGAGGAAAUCAUGAAGCAAUUGAGUGCAAAUGUGAUCAGGGUCGUUCGAUUUACUACAUGGCUGGCAAAUGUUGUUCCCGUACCAAAGAAGGAUGGGAAAACCAGAGUUUGUGUUGACUAUAGAGAUUUGAACAAAGCCAGUCCAAAGGACAACUUUCCCUUGCCUAACAUUCACAUUCUUGUUGACAAUUGUGCCAAACACGAGAUUCAAUCUUUUGUGGAUUGUUAUGCUGGGUAUCACCAAAUUUUGAUGGAUGAAGAGGAUGCAGAAAAGACCGCCUUCACCACCCCAUGGGGUACUUACUGUUAUAGGGUCAUGCCAUUUGGUUUGAAGAACGCAGGGGCAACUUACAUGAGAGCUAUGACUACUAUCUUGCAUGACAUGAUGCAUAAAGAAAUUGAAGUAUACGUCGAUGAUGUGAUCAUUAAGUCCAAAACUCAAGCUGACCAUGUGCGUGAUCUGAGAAAGUUCUUUGAAAGAUUGUGGAAGUACAACCUCAAGCUCAAUCCAGCCAAGUGUGCAUUUGGAGUUCCAUCUGGGAAACUUCUAGGGUUUAUAGUUAGUCGGCGAGGAAUUGAAUUAGACCCCUCCAAGAUAAAGGCCAUUCGGGAAUUACCGCCACCAAAGAACAGAACUGAAGUCAUGAGUCUUCUUGGUAGGUUGAACUACAUCAGUAGGUUCAUCGCUCAGCUCACCACUACAUGUGAGCCCAUAUUCAAGUUGUUAAAGAAGGAUGCCGCUGUCAAGUGGACAGACGAGUGUCAAGAGGCUUUUGAUAAAAUUAAGGAAUAUUUAUCUAACCCUCCAGUGCUUGUCCCGCCAGAACCGGGUAGGCCUUUGUUUUUGUAUCUAUCAGUGAUGGAUAAUUCCUUUGGUUGCGUUCUAGGACAACAUGAUGCCACAGGAAAGAAGGAACAAGCGAUCUAUUAUUUGAGCAAGAAGUUCACAAGUUAUGAGGUAAAAUACACAUUUUUAGAAAGAACGUGUUGUGCUUUGACUUGGGUCGCCCAGAAACUGAAGCACUAUCUUUCAUCCUAUACGACUCACCUCAUAUCUCGAAUGGAUCCUUUGAAGUAUAUCUUUCAGAAACCUAUGCCGAGUGGAAGGUUAGCAAAGUGGCAGAUUUUACUUACGGAGUUCGACAUUGUCUAUGUCACCCGCACCGCUAUAAAAGCACAAGCAUUGGCCGAUCAUUUGGCAGAAAACCCAGUUGACGAUGAGUAUGAGCCUUUGAAUACUUACUUUCCUGACGAAGAGAUUAAUUCAGUUGAGGAAGAAGUUCGCAAUGACAGUCACGUCUGGAAAUUAUACUUUGAUGGAGCGGUCAACAUUAAAGGUGUCGGGAUUGGGGCAAUUCUUAUUUCACCAAUGGGGCAUCAUUAUCCCGCCACGGCACGACUUCGUUUCUUCUGUACCAAUAAUACAGCGGAAUAUGAAGCUUGCAUAAUGGGUUUAAACAUGGCAAUACAUCUGGAUGCACAUGAAUUAAUAGUUUUUGGAGAUUCUGACUUACUCAUUCGGCAGGCUCAGGGUGAAUGGGAAACUCGAGACAUCAAGCUCAUUCCGUACAAACAAUGUUUGGAGGACCUCAGCAAAAGGUUUAAGUCAAUUGAGUUCAGAUAUAUUCCCAGAUUUCACAAUGAGUUGGCUGAUGCUUUGGCCACUUUAGCCUCAAUGCUUCCAUAUCCAGGCAAUGCUUACAUUAAUCCAUUGGAGAUUCAGAUUAAGGAUCAACAUGGUUAUUGCAAUACAAUUGAAGUAGAGCCAGAUGGUGAGCCAUGGUAUCACGAUAUCAAAAGAUUCCUAAAAACACAACAAUAUCCAAUACAUGCCGAUAGAGAUCAAAAAAGAACUAUUAGGCGACUUUCCAAUGGUUUCUUUCUGAGUGGGGAGAUCUUAUACAAAAGGACCCCGGAUUUGAAUUUGUUGAGAUGUGUGAAUACUCAAGAAGCUGAAAUGAUCAUGAUUGAAGUGCACUCCGGAGUAUGUGGCCCGCACAUGAACGGUUAUGUUCUAGCAAAGAAGAUUCUUCGAGCAGGAUACUAUUGGCUUACCAUGGAGCGAGAUUGUUUUCGUUUUGUUCGCAAGUGUCAUCAAUGCCAAAUUCACAGUGACCGGAUUCAUUCGCCCCCUUCGGAGUUGCACCCUAUGUCUGCUCCUUGGCCUUUCGUAGCUUGGGGGUUAGAUGUUAUUGGGCCAAUUGAGCCAAAAGCUUCUAAUGGGCACAGAUUCAUUUUAGUUGCCAUUGACUACUUCACCAAAUGGGUAGAAGCUGUUACGUUCAAAUCAGUCACCAAGAAAGCGGUGGUAGACUUUAUUCACUCUAACAUCAUAUGUCGUUUUGGUAUACCAAAGACCAUUAUCACGGACAAUGCAGCCAACCUUAAUAGUCAUCUCAUCAAGGAGGUAUGUGAGCAGUUUAAAAUUGUGCAUCACAACUCUACCCCUUAUCGACCUAAAGCCAAUGGAGCUGUUGAAGCUGCAAACAAAAACAUCAAGAAGAUCCUCAGGAAGAUGAUACAAGGAUCCAGGCAAUGGCAAGAGAAAUUGCCUUUUGCUCUUUUAGGAUACCGCACGACUAUCCGCACGUCUGUUGGCGCAACUCCUUACUUAUUGGUUUAUGGGUGAGGCGGUCAUACCAGCAGAAGUAGAGAUCCCCUCUCUUCGAAUCAUUGUUGAAGCAGAGAUUGAUGACACUGAAUGGGUCAAGUCUAGACUAGAACAAUUAUCGUUAAUCGAUGAAAAGCGGUUGACAGCAGUUUGUUUUGGCCAAUUAUACCAGCAAAGGAUGGCUCGCGCUUACAACAAGAAGGUGCAUCCAAGACAUUUUGAGGUGGGCCAACUUGUUAUGAAACGUAUCCUUCCGCACCAAGAAGAAGCGAGGGGAAAAUUCGCCCCAAACUGGCAGGGCCCUUAUGUUAUCAAACAGGUGUUGUCAAAGGGAGCUUUGCAGUUGUCCGAUAUAGAGGGAAAGGUGACUGACAUAGCCGUUAACACAGACUCAGUCAAAAGAUAUUAUGUUUAAUAUGUUUUCACUUCGACGCUAUGGUACUUGGCAUUUUCAGUUCGGGAUGACGAAAGGCUAUCGUUCUCACUAUCCAAACACCGGUCACCCUUUUUUCUAGCCCCUUUGAGCUUUAUUCACAUUUUUUUUUUUUUUCCCCUCUUUGGAACUAAUGCAGCGCAAAAAAAAA
Molecule: messenger RNA, 5337 nt
Organism: Lycium ferocissimum
Lineage: Eukaryota; Viridiplantae; Streptophyta; Magnoliopsida; Solanales; Solanaceae
Biological process (GO): DNA integration
Molecular function (GO): RNA-DNA hybrid ribonuclease activity; nucleic acid binding
Source: RefSeq, a predicted model, not a curated record